Rotaria sp. Silwood1 is the source of this 1170-nucleotide messenger RNA. The record is from the annotation of a GenBank genome assembly. NCBI's taxonomy places the organism in Eukaryota, Metazoa, Rotifera, Eurotatoria, Philodinida, Philodinidae.
AUGAGUGGACCAGUUAAAGUAGUAAAAACAAAACUAUUUAUUGGAAAUCUUGAUCCAGCAACACAACCUUCUGAAUUAUCUAAUCUAUUUGGACCAUUUGGUACUGUACUUGAAGCAUCUGUGAUUAAAGAUUAUGGUUUUGUGCAUUUUGGCACAGUUGAAGAAGCUGAAAAAGCAGCAGUUGCAUUAAAUAAUAACGACUUUCAUGGAAAAAGAUUACGUGUUGAACUUUCAACAAGUACAGUAAGACAUCGACCUGGUCAACCUGAACCAGCUAGUGCUUUACGAAAUUCUCGUGCUCGAGUAGCUGCAAUGGCUAGUGGCAAUGGUUUAUCUCGGUAUAGUCCAGCUGCACCUACAAGUGGUGUUGGUCCAAUGCGUCAUAGUGCAUCAGCAUGGGUUCGUAGUGAUGUUCGUCCAUAUGAUGGUAUUUCAAUGGAUCCUAAUGCUAUGGCUGCUGGCUAUGGUCCAGUAUCAGCUGUCUAUGAUCGUUCUCGUGCAUAUGAUGCUCGAUCAGAUCCAAGACAUUAUUAUGGAGAUAGACGUGACAGUGGUUAUGGAACUGGAUAUGAUGCAUCUCGUGAUAAUUUAUAUGCAGCACAAACAUAUGCUAGUAUGGGUGGAAAUAGUAGUGGACAAGCCGGUAUGUAUUCUAUGCGGGAUUAUCGUGAUAUACCACCACAUGCUCGAACAGAUAGUAUGGGUUAUGGUACAAAUCGAAUAAAUAAAUCAAAUUCAGGAAUCUGGACUUCAUUUGUUUCAAUGUAUGAUCGUAAUCAAGGCGCGUCACCUGUAGAUCCAUACUAUGGCGGAGGAUUACCUCAAGGGCCACCACCAUCUGUUGAUCCUUAUCAGAGUUAUGAUUCUUAUCAAAAAUAUUAUACUAGUAGACCGCGUGACCCAGAAUUUCCAGUUGCAACUGGUCAAAAUACAACAUCACGUGAUUAUGAUAUUUAUUCAACUUAUCGCAAUGAUCCCUAUGUAACACCAAGUGGUCAACCACCACUUCGACAUGAUAUAGCCGUUGCUUUUCCACAACAACAACAAACAGGUUAUCCACCAUCGAAUCCACAAAGACAACAACAAGCAUAUGCAGCUGCAUCAAGUACAGCGGCAACUUCGUAUGCACCAAAUGUUCCCCAAUAUUAUGGUGCACAACAACGGGCAUAA